Pan troglodytes (chimpanzee) is the source of this 1005-nucleotide messenger RNA. Its product is annotated as cyclin-dependent kinase 2-associated protein 2-like. Gene Ontology annotation, biological process: negative regulation of G1/S transition of mitotic cell cycle; regulation of microtubule cytoskeleton organization. Lineage: Eukaryota; Metazoa; Chordata; Mammalia; Primates; Hominidae. The coding region runs from base 53 to 382 and encodes 109 amino acids. The transcript has a single exon. Gene Ontology annotation, cellular component: nucleus; microtubule; cytoplasm. The record is from RefSeq and is a predicted model, not a curated record.
GCCAACCCCCGAAGAGCAGCCUGCUGGCUUCCCCAGCGCCCAGGAGUUGGGGAUGUCCUACAAACCUACCACCCCUGCCCCCAGCAGCACCCCCGGCUCCAGCACCCCUGGGCCAGGCACUCCGGUCCCUACAGAAAGCGUCCCGUCGCCGUCGGACUCAGGGCCGGGUGCCACUGCCCCUUUCAGACUGCUGUUUAAAGACUUUGGACCGCCUACCAUCGGUUGUGUGCAGGCCAUGAAACCACCUGGUGCCCAGGGCUCCCAGAGCACCUACACGGAACUGCUGUUGGUCACAGGGGAGAUGGGCAAAGUGAUCCGGCCCACCUAUGCUGGCAGCAAGAGCGCCACGGAGCGACUGAAGAGAGGUAUCAUCCAUCCCUAGUCAGAGUGCCUGGUAGAGACAGAGCGGAACGCCCACACUUAACAGGAAGCUCCUAGGCCUCUGUGUCUGGACUCCGGAGCACCUCCUUCUCCCUGGCCUUCAUCCCUAGUUGAACUAACCAUCCUGGGCUUCCUGUCCUGUGUCCCUUGAUGGGUGCCCUCCAGGAACCAAGGGGCGGUUCUCACUCUAGGUGGCAGCACUAAGGACCCCCCUCCCCACCCCACCCCGCCAACGCAACAAGAGUUAGCAACGAGGUCCCCGUGAGUCCCACCCAUGACCUGCCGACAGUGUUGCCCACUGGAACUUUCUGUGGCCCCCACCACUCAGCCCUUCCCAGCACUUGUCCGGAGCCUCCUUGUCCCUCAGCACAGCUCAGGCCUCAGGCCUGACACUUCCCUACCUUGUGUCUUUUGCUAAAUAUGACCUUUCUAUAUUAAUAAAAGAUGCUUUGGAGUUGUGCUCUCUAAAAAAAAGUUUAAUAUAAAGGAGAAAUAAAAGGAAAUUUAGCAAAGAAAUAUGUAGAUGAAUAUUUAAAUACUCAGAGGUGACAUUACUACCAGACAUAAUGAGAUUAUCAGAUGUUUCAUUUACUUAUGAUUAAUAUGUUUGUAUUUAUUUUUUAU